This is a messenger RNA of Condylostylus longicornis, 852 nucleotides long. RefSeq names its product zinc finger protein 722-like. Gene Ontology annotation, biological process: regulation of transcription by RNA polymerase II. Gene Ontology annotation, molecular function: RNA polymerase II cis-regulatory region sequence-specific DNA binding; DNA-binding transcription activator activity, RNA polymerase II-specific. The record is from RefSeq and is a predicted model, not a curated record. The coding region runs from base 12 to 842 and encodes 276 amino acids. The transcript has 2 exons. NCBI's taxonomy places the organism in Eukaryota, Metazoa, Arthropoda, Insecta, Diptera, Dolichopodidae. Gene Ontology annotation, cellular component: nucleus.
CAAGCUUAAAAAUGAAUGGGGAUGAUAUUGAUGACUUUUUGUGCAUUUUAUUAUUGUUAAAAUUGAAAAAAUGUAUCAAAAGCAAAAAUGAAGUUUUAACUAAAAUCAAAAAUAUUCUCUUACUUGAACAAAAAUGUGAAAAAAGCAUAAUCCAAAGAUAUCAGAACAAUACAAAAUCAAACAGAAUAUCCAAUUGCAAAUAUGAAGAUGAUUGCAUGAAUUUCGAAAAUUUUAGCGAUGAAAGCGAGUUUGAUAAUUUAAAUUUGACAAAAGGUGUAAAUGUUUACAAUAAGAGUGAUUUGAUGCCAUGUGAAGUAAAAGCACCAUUGCGACAGCCAAUUAACGAAUCUGAUACAAAUUCGACUACCAGAAACAGAAAAAACGAAAUGUGUGAGUUAUGUGGAAAAAUAGUCCGCAGAUCAAAUUUUGAAUUUCAUAUGAAUUCCCAUUUCAACAGAAAACCUUUUAAAUGUGAUGUCAAUAAUUGUAAAAUGUCCUGUUCUUCACCUUCUGCGCUUUUCAGUCAUAAGAAGUUGCACUCGGCUAUCAAAGAAUUUUCGUGUGACUUAUGUUCUGCAAAAUUUAAUCUGAAGGGAUGUCUUCUAAAACACAAAACGACACAUUUAGAACCUCGGCUCAAGUGUGAUAUGUGUGAUAGUAUGUUCAAGAGUAAAUUCCGACUAAAUUUUCAUAUUAAAAAUAUCCAUGGAGAAUUUGAAAAUAUUGAAUGCACAAUACCAUCAUGUGGAAGAAACUUUAAAAAUUCACAUUAUCUUAGAAAACAUCUGCGAAAGUUUCACAACAUUAAAGUGAGAUCACGUGUUUCAAAAUUCAAUAUGUAGUAUAUUGAAA